Molecule: messenger RNA, 5758 nt
Organism: Myxocyprinus asiaticus (Chinese sucker)
Lineage: Eukaryota; Metazoa; Chordata; Actinopteri; Cypriniformes; Catostomidae
Product: protein shisa-9-like
Exons: 5
Coding region: 1-1338 (445 amino acids)
Biological process (GO): regulation of short-term neuronal synaptic plasticity; regulation of AMPA receptor activity
Cellular component (GO): dendritic spine membrane; postsynaptic density; AMPA glutamate receptor complex
Source: RefSeq, a predicted model, not a curated record
AUGAAUUGUAUAUCUGGACAGGACCAGAGCAAGACAACAAAUGUCCAAGCAUUUAUUUCCUCUCUCAAAGAACAAAGCAUGGCUGUAAAUUCUUUUUUACUGCAUCUUCUGCUCACUGCCGUUCUGGCAUGGGCUACUAAAGCACAGGAAGAGACUACUAAUGAGAUGGACAUCCAAACAGCUUAUCAGACCAUAGAUCCUUUGUUGAUUUCUGUGACAUCAGAGGGGCCUCUUACCACACCUGCAGAGGCGGAGAAGGAUACUGUGCCACCCACUGGCACUCGUUGCCAAGGUUACUACGAUGUGAUGGGCCAGUGGGACCCUCCGUUUAAUUGUAAUGCGGGUAUCUUCCUAUACUGUUGUGGCACCUGUUUCUAUCGGUUCUGCUGCCAGUUUCGUCAACAACGUCUGGAUCAGACCUCUUGCUCCAACUAUGAUUCUCCCAUUUGGGCCAACACUGGAAAACCUGUGGCCACCAACACUGAGGUGCAGCCAGACCAUGAGCGGGAUCGCACCCACAUGAUCGUGUACAUCAUCUGUGGUGUGGUGGCCAUCAUGGUCCUAGUGGGAAUCUUCACGAAACUGGGGCUGGAGAAGAGUCGGGGAGGACAGAAUGACCUCAGUAAUUCAAGGACCCUGCAAGGGUUGCUGAAGCAGCCAGGUGGGGAGGUGAGUCCUGUGGAUGGACCUUUGAGCAGCAUGACCUCCAUCGGAGACAAUGGCAUCUCUGCCAGGAUGCUUCGCAGCCACAGCGAGCAGUACCAUCUAAACAACUCUGGCUUCUCUUUCGGUACACCAGUCGGACUGCCUCAUCCUCAGAGCAACCUCAGCAUACCAGGUCUUGCGCUAAAUAAGUACAACUCUCUAAAGGCAGUUGCUGAUAUUGCAAGCCGAGGCUACUACAAAAGUUAUCCAGUAAUGGAGUUCUCCCAGCAUCAUUCCCCACCUGUACCCUUCCAACCGGUGCUUAUGCACCCAAAAGACAAGUCCUACCUUCACCAGGUCCUCCCCUCCCAUGACAUCCAUUCCCCCCUUUCCAUCUCAAUCCCAACCAACCAGCUGGAGAGGACCCGCAUCCCAAAGACCACCACCCACUCUCAAAUCUCCAACUCAGCCUUCAAAGCUUGGGAUUCUGGGCAAAGACACGUCCACCGGCAGACCUCACAUCCAGGGCACUCCAAUCGCAGACAGACUUACAGCAACAGGAGGCAGUACAGCACAGAAGCACUACCUGAGUUCCUUUCCCAUCCCACAGGCUAUGGGGGACACCCAUUGUAUCAGCCCCAUCCCAAACUCAAGGCCUACCAGACAAACAGCAAGACAGAGGUAACUGUCUGAGAAAAAGGAAAAGAAGAAAACAACACCCCUGACUGUUAUCGUGUUUGUCAGCAGGCUGUAUACACAAAGAAUACAAUGUCAUGUCAUACUUUGGAACUCCUGGUUUCUCAUGGUUUCUUUUCUGUCCCAGUUUACUGGCUUCAUCUCUGAUCUUUGUGUAACUGCAGCAGAACGCUCCUCUCUCAGACAACAAUGAUGUGAGUGUUCAGACCGAAAUGCAGGAAUGGCCCCUCAGGCCACAUUAACUCAAUGGGGACAGUGCAGUCAUCACAUCAGGCUAAAUCAGUCAUUAAAGAGAGUGAGAAUGGGACAUUAUCCUGCUCAUCUUUAUAAAAACACAACCUCAGGAUCAAUUAUGUGGAAAAACGACAACGUAAACUUGUUCUCCUGUCCAAGAACAGGGUCAAAGAGCAAAGAACGUCUACAAAAGCCAGAUGUCUGCUCUCAUACCAGGAUUUGUGUAUGAGCUUCCGUGGAUGUGUUGAGGAUUUUGUGUUGAUGAGGAAAGUUCAACUUCAGAUUUCACAGUCUUCCUCUGUGGUCUGAGCAGUAACUCUGCUUCAAGGUCAACAUUUCAUUAAAUCACUAAUUAGUUUUAAGGGAAUGAGGUUGAGGGAAAACCUGUCACAAGGCAUAAUAAUCCAGUUCCCGCCAUGGGCAACAAUCACCUUUGUACAAAAGAAACAUGUUGCACUGUCAGUGAACAUGAGGCAAAACCUGCUCACAUGAAAUGAAGAAUUACACACACUGCCAAAGCCAACAUAAAACUGAUCAAGAACCACACAGUGCUCACACUUUCCAGUAUUUCAUCGAAACAGACAUUCCGAAAAUCCUGAAAACUGUUUCUAGACCCUGGAUGCAUUUUCUGCAAAAAGAUCAGAGAGGAAAUCUUGGUUUUUGAUGCUGCAUUAGUUUAACAUCCAAACCACCUCAGACGUGGAGUGGAGCCAUCAAAUCAUUUGAGAUAAUCCAACUUCAUCAUAUCUUUCUGUUAUAUCUGUUACUGAAUAACAAUUUCUGAGUUUCUGUCUCCAUUUCUCAAGACUGCUUGACUAAAAGUGUGAAUCUUCACUGUCAUGCUGAGCUGAGCAGCUCACUUACAGAUUGUUGUCCUUAGUUGGUUGCCUCAUGGUGCUCAAGAAAAGAUGCACAGUCAUGCUUGAAGAUGCUUGCAGCUCAGAGCAAUCAUCUGGGAAUGACGCACAUCAUUCCAUAGAUCAAGUUAUGCAAUGAAUGAAUGAAUGAACGUUAGCUUUUCUGAUACUACACUCAAAGCGCUUUACACAUAGAGCCAAUUAAUGGAUUGGGAUUAUUAGGAAGUCAUGAUUGAUAAGAGCCAAUGGGGGGAAUUUGGCCAGGACACCGGGGUUACACCCCCUACUCUUUUCGAGAAGUAUCCUGAGAUUUUUAAUGACCACAGAGAGUCAGGACCUUGGUUUAAGGUCUCAUCCGAAGGACGGUGCCUUUUUACAGUAUAGUGUCCCCAUCACUAUACUGGGGCAUUAGGACCUUCAAAGACCGCAGGGUGAGCACCCCCUGCUGGACUCCCUAAUACCUCUUCCAGCAGCAACCUUAGUUUUCCCAGGAGGUCUCCCAUCCAGGUACUGACCAGGCUCACCUGCUUAGCUUCAGUAGGCAACCAGUCUUGAGCUACAGGGUGAUAUGGCAAAAAUAUCAGUUCUAGUGAAUUAACCAUGAUUGAAAUCAAGAUCUCAAAGGCACUAGUUCUGUAGUAGGCAAACCUUGUACUAUUUACCUUCUUUUGUUUGUCCUUCUUUCAACUUGGAUCAGCAGAGUGAGUUAACAAAACUUUUACCUCAGAGACAAUGUAUCAAAACAGAAAAAAAGAUCUAACUCAAUACCAUAUACCACAUCCGAUAGGACAGAUAACCUUUUCUGCAGUCGAACAGAGACUCUGAUAGGAAAUCUAAAAAGUUUUAUUUCUGAAUAUUUACAAAUGUUUGUAGUCAAAAAUUUAAAGUGCUUCCCAUUUUCUAGUAUUGAGUCAUGCUUUUCUCCAACCCAGAUGUUUUUGUGAACUAGACACUUCUGCUUUUUCACAUUUAUAUUGAGCAUCUUAAAUGCAUUUCUGUAUUCCUGUACAUAAAUUGUAUUUAAUAACUACACAGACUAUUACAUUUUAGAAAUUUUUAAAAGAUAGGCUUUAUGAAAUAAAAGUGUGAAUAUAGGCUACUAUUUGUUACAUUGUAAAUGUUACUUAUGUGUUGUGUAUUAGUUGUGAGAUGUUAAAUAACUAUUUGAAUAAGGGCUUUUAACUUCAAUUGGAGUUAAGAGGAGAUAGGAAAUUAAUUAGGAGAUUGAAAUUUUAACAUUUUAAGUUGAAAUCAAAACUAGAAAACAUAAUAUAUAGCUAGAAUAUAUUUUGCAAGAAUAUUUACGGAUAUGCAUACAGGUAAAAAAACAAAAAAACAAUUCCAAAUCAACAUGAUCAGGGGCCGUUCACACCGAACAAGUUAUUACGCCAAAAAAAAAAAAGAAGCUAUACACAGCGCAAAAGAACGCAGGUGUCUCGAGACGCGCAUUUUAAAGUUGUAGUUAAAGGAACAGUUCACUCAAAAAUGAAAAUUCUCUCAUUAUUUACUCACCUUCAUGACAUCCCAGAUGUGUAUGACUUUAUUUCUUCUGCAGAACACAAAUGAAGAUUUUUAGAAGAAUAUCUCAGCUCUGUAGGUCCAUACAUUGCAAGUGAAUGGUGACCAAAAUUUUGAAGCUCCAAUCCACAGUCCGAAAUAGAACUCUUUUUCACUAGAAAUCUUGACAUCAUCAGUCUCCUUGUCGAUCAUAAUUUCAAGCUCGAGUACACUUUUUCAAUUACACUUACAUUUCAAGCUCAUCUGUGCAUGGGUCAAGCACUAAGAAGUGCAAUCAAGCUUGAAAUCAUAAUUGUUUUUAGAGACUGCACUGGAAAGAUAUACAGUGCAAACUGAGUUAUAUUUUGGUAUGUUCUCACUCAAAACUGAUUGGAUCGCUUCAGAAGACAUGAAUGAAACCACUUGAGUUGUAUGGAUAUCUUUUAUGCAGCCUUUAUGUGCUUUUAUGAGCUUCAAAGUUUUGGAAUCCAUUCACUUGUACGGAAUGGACCUACAGUGCUGAGAUAUUCUUCUAAAAAAUUGUGUUCUACAGAAGAAAGAAAGUCAUACACAUCUGGUAUGUAUUUAAAAUGAUGAGAGAAUUUAAAUUUUUGGGUGAAUUAUUCCUUAAACUUGACACGACGUCUGUGCAAGGCUUCUGCGCGAGACCUUAGAAAACAACGAGACGUUGCAACGUCAAAGAUUAUCCAUCUAGAUUAUGUUUACAUAAUGAAAAGAAGUGAAAAACAUCACAGACGGACGCAAAAACGUGUAUGGUGAGAACAGCCCCCAAGGGCUUUGAAGUAAAAAGUGUUUUCAAAUUUGGAUUUGCAAUGUCUCUUUUUGAAAUAAAAGUACUAAAAAAAAUAAUAAUAAUAAAAAAUAAUCACAAUUUUUGCAGUGUUAGUUUUUGUGUGUAAUAAUUGAGUAUUUUAUUUUAUAAGCCUAUUUACAUACAUGUUAUAAAUUCUUGAAGUCAUGGCAUGGUUCUUUCCCAAACUUAAUGCCAUUGAGACCAUCAUCCCUCAUGGACAGGCAGGGGUGAACUGGGAAAAGAAAUCGGCCUGGGAUUUUACAUAGAAACUGGCCCAAAAGUUGUUGAAGGGGGGUGUCGCUAUCCUUUUCUGCAUAUCGUGGUGCCGUUUUGUGGCCCAUUCGGCCCCGUUUCGCGGCCGGCCAACCAGGAAAAGUCCCGGUUCUCCCGAUGGCCAGUCUGCCCCUGUGGACAGGUAAAAUUCAGAAGGGUUUGGUGGUCGUCCAUGCAGAAAACACAACUCGCCACAAGGAACACCUCAAGACUCUUUUCUCGAAUUUUGAAGAAAAUCUGUGCUGUAUCUCUCUCGCCAUCCUUUGGUCACUGAUGGUAGCUCAGUGUUGUGUAAAACUCUCAGGUACAAGAAUCACAACAAAAGCACUACAAAUUAUAUAUUGCCAAUUGAAAAACAUGAGUUUCCUAAAUUGAAACAAGCAGUUGAAGUUAUAUUCUCUUAAAAGAAAUGCAUGGAGGAGUUUGUGUGGCGUACAUUCAGAGAGAUUUCACUAAUUUACUCAUUUUUAUUUUAAAAUAAUUCUGCAGGCAUCUUUCUUUUUUUAAACAUAAAAAAGUAGAAAUAAUAAAAUUUGCUUUUGACUUUGCAAAAAGCAGAAUAAUAAGUAAUCAAAUGGGAAGAAUGCUUUCUAAAUGCACUGUGUAUGUUUGAGUGCAGGUGCAACAAUAAAACACUCCUAAACAUAGCAUUUUUUCCCUUUUAUUAUUUUCCUUUUUUUUUUUUAAAUAAGUUCCAAAUACUCUGAAACCUGGACCCCAGCACUGACCUCCACCAGCUAAU